AUGACCCGUCUACAUCAUUCUAGUAACCUAGGGGUCUCCAUUGACGGUAGCCUGACCUACGCUGAGCAUAUCAGAGCAGCAGAAACAACUACAGCUGUAAGCAGGUUGAUAUACAACAAGGGUGGACCGAAGUCUAGCAAGAGAAGAUUGCUAGGAGUAGUGGCACAAUCUAUUAUGCUGUACGCUGCUCCUAUAUGGGAACAAGCAAUAACAGUUCUAAGGUAUAGGAAAGCGCUAGAAACGGUCCAACGGAGAGGAGCAAUUAGGAUAUGCAACGCGUAUAGGAUAAUUUCCCGAGACGCAGUGCAGGUGAUAGCUGGUGUGUCACCAAUAAAGCUCCUUGUUCUGGAGAGUUGUGAGAGGCAGUGGCGCGACCAAAGCGGAUGCUAG
Messenger RNA from Nicrophorus vespilloides, 390 nucleotides. RefSeq lists its product as uncharacterized. The transcript has 2 exons. The record is from RefSeq and is a predicted model, not a curated record. NCBI's taxonomy places the organism in Eukaryota, Metazoa, Arthropoda, Insecta, Coleoptera, Silphidae. Bases 1 to 390 code for a protein of 129 amino acids.